UAUUUUCGUGAAGAUUAUUUCUCGCCAAUUUAGGGGAUUUUUUCCUCAUUCUCAGAAAUUUAUCUGCGUGAAAAUACACAGGAAAGGUAAAUUAGCGAAAAAAGAUUUUCGCGAAUAACUAGAAAUGACUUGUAUUCUUAAAGACUAUAUUAUAAAGCCCGUAUACGUCUGUCUGUCUGUCACGCAAAAUGGUAGCUUAGCUGCGCAAUAGCGAGAAGCACGCGAUGCAGUAUAAAAAGGACAGGCGAACCCGUGGAUUUUCCACGGGCUAACGACUAGAUUUUUAAGAUUAACUUAACGAAAAUUUUGCAGUGAGCAAGAAAGGACUUUUUUUUCUUUCUCUUUAGUUUUUCUUCGUAAUCUUUUGCUGUUUUUUGUUGGUUCAUUCUCGAAAGAAAAUUUCACAAGCUAUUUUCCAGAAAUCUGAAUCCAUUAAAACGUGGAAGUGUGGUCUAUUCUUAUAGCUACAUGUGUAUUUCUGACAGUGAUGUAACCAUAGUCAGCUGACAUAACGAUCAAAUAAAACGGAUAAACCAAGGACGUUGAACUUCCCGUUAGUUAUUUACAUAUAUGUAUUUAUUAUUGAUGACUCAUCAUAUAAAGACAUUUGAUUGGUUAUUAAGAACGUGGCCUACUAGGUUUGUGACCACUUUUUAAAACGAUAAGAUUAAAUAAUUCGAAAUUUUAAGUGCUGCUGCAGAUAAUAUAUGAAGAUAAUAUUUGCUCAAGAGAAAUUACUUUCAUUACUGAGAAUAAUACUCGCCAAAAUAAUAACUCCACGGUAAUGUCGGUUCCGGUCAAUUUUAUAAUGGUUAGCGCUUAAGUCUGGCAAUACAAUUGCUUUCGGUUCUGUAACCUAGGAGAAUAGGUAGAUCACACACUAUGGUACAAAGUUGCGUAUUAACAGUCAAUGAAGAUAGACAAAGAAGUAAUUACUGUAAAAACUGUUACUAUAAAUACUAUUGGAAAAAAAAAUAAUAAAGGAUGUCCCCUAUGCAUAUCUUGCCUUUUGAUUGGUGUGAAACGAAUAAAAGACUACUUAAAUUCCAAUAAGAUUUGCGGUAUUUUUCCGUAAAAGGCGAUUGCGUUAAUGCAGGUUUUACUUGCGAUUUUACUGCGACACAAGUUACUUUGUAGAAAUCAGAAGGAAAAUCAUUGCCCAUACUACGUUAACAAGCUUUCUGCAACAUCUACUUGAAAAAAUGUUGGUUGCAUUAAAUAUUCUAUGUAAGAAUUUAAACUGGUUCAUUUAAAGUUGUCGACAUAACAUUCAGUUGUCAGAUAAUUAUACUUUCAGAUGCGUUGAUCAGUUGUCAAGUGUGGUCAUUUUCAAAGUGACGCAGCCAAUUUUUAUUGCGUGAUUAACCUCUGAUUAGCAAUACGUAUGUAAUAAGUUGCCAAGGUAUAAUCCUGCUUCCUGAUAUCAACACAAUCAUGACACUGCACUUCCUGAUCUAAUUUUAUUGCAAAGAAACUCAAGUGUAAAAUGUUAACCUUUUGACGUUAGACAGUACAAUUUCCCCUAAUUUGUCGCUUAAUUAACCUUUGCACAGGCGUUUUGAUUAUCUUUGCGUAUAUAAGCAACAAUAUCCAGAUAUGAAAUCAAUUCAAAACACGUUUUCUUGACAAAGAAGAAAAAAAGAAGAGAAAGAAAACCGCGUACAGGUAAAGGUUUCCUUACAAGAUUUCUUUGUUUGUAUGUGUGUGUGUGUAUGUGUGUAUGUUGUUUUUUGUUUUUACAAAGAAUGAAGAAAUAUGAAAUAUCAGAGGAAUUAUCUAAUCAAAUAUAGUAUAUUUCGUUUUGUUAUAGGUAUAAUUGCAGACUUUAAAAAAAUGGAUCCAAAUAAAAUAUUUACAAUACUGUCAUUGUUGCAUAUGGUAUCCGCAAAAAUGCAAAUCGUCGAUUUGAGUUAUACAUAUGACAACGAAACUGUUUAUUGGCCUUCUAUUCGUGCUCAGCACAGUUUUAAUCGGACAAUAAUAAGUGGUUCUGCAGAAUUAGAAGUUGGAGUCUUUUCUACUGUUGAGCAUGGAGGCACACAUGUAGAUGCGCCGCGGCACUUAAACGGACGUCACGGCGUACAUGAAAUUCCUUUAGAAAGACUAGUUGGAAGAUUGUUUUUGGUAGAUGUGUCUAAUGAAGCAAGCAAAGAGGAAGACUUUUUAAUCACUCAGAAACUUAUCGAGAGAGCAGAAAUGAAUCAAAACAGAACCAUCAAUGACAGCAUUGUCCUGUUUUACACAGGUUGGAGUCAAAGAUGGCCGGAUUUGAAAGGAUAUCUUGGUACAGACUCAUUCAACGAUACACUUCUACAUUUUCCAGGACUUCACCCAAAUGCUACCAGAUGGAUGGUGAACAAUAGAAAGUUUAAAUCAAUUGGUAUCGACACUGCGUCGUUUGAUAUUGGACAGGACUCAUUUCUUUCAUCGCACAGAAUCUUAUUCGAGCACAACAUACCAGCAUUUGAAAACGUGAAUCUAAAAGAAGUCGAUAAAAUUAAGAAUGUGAAAAACGUCAUGAUCUAUGCGCUACCGAUGAAGAUCAGAGAUGGCAGUGGUGCUCCAACCAGAAUUAUUGCCACCUUCGAUGAUGACUAUAAAACACCGUGUAGCUCAGAUGCUGCUCAAAUAAAACUGGGGUUAUCUCUCAUGUAUUUGUUUGUUUUCGUUAAUUACUUUUUAAACUAACUUAUUGUAGAAUAUGAUGAAAUAUGACUGUUAUUUUUUUAAUAUGAAAGAUCUUUAUUUCGGGCGUA
Molecule: messenger RNA, 2756 nt
Organism: Hydractinia symbiolongicarpus
Lineage: Eukaryota; Metazoa; Cnidaria; Hydrozoa; Anthoathecata; Hydractiniidae
Product: kynurenine formamidase-like
Exons: 3
Coding region: 1756-2688 (310 amino acids)
Molecular function (GO): arylformamidase activity
Source: RefSeq, a predicted model, not a curated record